This is a messenger RNA of Fomitopsis serialis, 730 nucleotides long. RefSeq lists its product as uncharacterized. The annotation marks the transcript as partial. Lineage: Eukaryota; Fungi; Basidiomycota; Agaricomycetes; Polyporales; Fomitopsidaceae. The record is from RefSeq and is a predicted model, not a curated record. The transcript is spliced from 2 exons.
CAAUGACUGAACAGGAGCGCGCCGCGUCGGUGCUUGGGAAGAUGAAGAAGGGCCGGGGCGGUUCACUUGAGUCCUCUGGGACGCCUCAUCCGCACGCGGGUUCGAGCAGCUCAGCUCAGCAAUCCAGACCUGGGAGUCCGCCUCUGAUAAGACCCACGCCGAUCCGCCCUCAGACAGCCGGGUCCCAUCCCCGGGGGUAUGACCUCGACGGCGAGCUGUUCAUUCGGACGACCGAGGAUGCCUCCAUGGUUGAGCGUGAGCUCCUCGACGGACUGGUGGAGCGCGGCUACUACGACGACCUCCUCUCUCGGGACCUCGAGGCGCGCAACAACGCUGAUCCGGAAUCGCCUCACCAGCGCGCCGAGAGGGAGGCCAGGGAGCAUGCGCAGAGGGCUCCGCAGAGAAACGCGCAGUACAUGCAGGCAGCGGGGGAAACACUUUUUCACUUCGCGCAGCAUGGAUACCCGGGCCAGAGUAGGGGGCCUUAUCCGCCUGAGCCUCAUCCGUGGAUCGGUCGCACGGGACAGCACGGCGGCGCCGGGCAUGGGGCGGGAGCCCAACAUCAUCCCCGGGAUUAUGACCUCGACGGCGAGUUGCUCGAGCGUGACUUCGAGGCAUAUGAGCUUGAUUGAGUGGACGUAGCAUAAUCAUGGGGCAGUUACGAUAUCUCUGCGCCUGUCGUACGCGUCAUGUACAUUGUUGCGUCCAUAGUGGGAAUCGUAACGUGAAG